Messenger RNA from Kazachstania africana CBS 2517, 1410 nucleotides. RefSeq names its product phosphoglycerate dehydrogenase SER3 (gene SER3). The transcript has a single exon. The coding region runs from base 1 to 1410 and encodes 469 amino acids. Gene Ontology annotation, molecular function: NAD binding; oxidoreductase activity, acting on the CH-OH group of donors, NAD or NADP as acceptor. NCBI's taxonomy places the organism in Eukaryota, Fungi, Ascomycota, Saccharomycetes, Saccharomycetales, Saccharomycetaceae. The record is from RefSeq and is a predicted model, not a curated record.
AUGGCUGCUUACGAAAUAAACAACCUACAAAAUGACUUCCAACAAAGCUUGGCUUUGUCAGGCUCACCUGGUGUAGUUUCCACUUCACCAACUCAAUCCUUCAUGAACACUUUGCCACGUCGUUUAAGUGUCUCAAAGCAACAAAAAGUUUUGAAACCAUUCUCUACUGGUGAUAUGAAAAUAUUACUAUUGGAAAACGUAAAUCAAACUGCCAUUGAGAUCUUCAAGGGACAAGGUUACCAAGUGGAAUUUCAUAAGGGGUCUUUACCAGAGACAGAAUUAAUUGAAAAGAUAAAAGACGUCCACGCAAUUGGUAUCAGAUCAAAAACUAAAUUAACUGCUAAUGUUCUACAACAUGCUAAGAACCUAGUUGUUAUCGGUUGUUUCUGUAUCGGUACAAAUCAAGUCGAUUUAGAUUUUGCCGCAAAGAAAGGUAUUGCAGUCUUCAAUUCACCUUUCUCAAAUUCUAGAUCAGUUGCAGAAUUAGUCAUUGCUGAAAUCAUCAGUUUAGCAAGACAGCUUGGUGAUAGAUCAAUCGAAUUACAUACAGGUACUUGGAAUAAAGUUUCUGCUAGAUGCUGGGAAGUAAGGGGUAAAACUCUAGGUAUCAUUGGUUAUGGUCAUAUCGGCUCACAAUUAUCCGUCCUCGCUGAAGCUAUGGGUAUGCACGUUAUCUACUAUGAUAUCGUCACUAUCAUGCCGUUAGGUACUGCCAAGCAAGUUCCAACUUUAGAUGAAUUAUUGAGAAAAGCUGAUUUCGUCUCUUUACACGUUCCUGAAAGUCCAGAAACGAAAGAUAUGAUCUCUGCUCCACAAUUAGCUGCUAUGAAAGACGGUGCUUAUUUGAUCAAUGCCUCAAGAGGUACUGUCGUUGACAUUCCUUCUUUGGUUGCAGCCAUGAAAGUGGGUAAGAUCGCGGGUACAGCUUUAGAUGUCUUUCCAAACGAACCACGUAAAAAUGGUGCUGGCACUUAUAACGAUGAAUUAAACGGUUGGACAUCUGAAUUAAUCUCAUUACCAAACGUUAUCUUAACCCCACAUAUUGGUGGUUCCACCGAAGAGGCGCAAACUGCAAUUGGUAUGGAAGUAGCCACUUCUUUGACCAAAUAUAUCAACGAAGGUAACUCCGUUGGUUCAGUUAACUUCCCAGAAGUCAGCUUAAAGGCUUUAGAUUACGAUCAAGAAAAUACUGUCAGAGCUCUAUACAUUCACCAAAACGUUCCUGGUGUCUUGAAAAUUGUUAACAACAUUUUAUCAGACCAUAACAUUGACAAGCAAUUUUCCGAUUCAUGUGGGGAAAUUGCUUAUUUGAUAGCAGAUAUUUCUUCAGUUAAUCAAAGUGACAUCAAGGAAAUUUACGAGCAACUUAACCAAACUUCUGCCAAAAUUUCUAUCAGAUUACUUUACUAA